Moesziomyces antarcticus is the source of this 1782-nucleotide messenger RNA. Its product is annotated as oxidoreductase. The transcript has a single exon. NCBI's taxonomy places the organism in Eukaryota, Fungi, Basidiomycota, Ustilaginomycetes, Ustilaginales, Ustilaginaceae. The coding region runs from base 1 to 1782 and encodes 593 amino acids. Gene Ontology annotation, molecular function: flavin adenine dinucleotide binding; oxidoreductase activity, acting on CH-OH group of donors. The record is from RefSeq and is a predicted model, not a curated record.
AUGGCCCCCAAGCCCAACCCUGCUAGGCCGGACACCGACCCCGUCCACGGCCAGACGGUCGAGGACAAGCCGGCCAACCCGACGCCGUCGACGUCGUCGGGCCCCUCGGCACGCGAGCGUCUCGCUUCGCUCGCCUCGCACCUGCUGCCCGGCGGCAACACCGAGUUCGACUAUGUGAUCGUCGGCGGCGGCACGGCGGGUGCGGUGCUGGCCAACCGUCUCACCGAGGACCGCAACGUCUCGGUGGCCGUGAUCGAGGGCGGCCCCACGGACGUGGGCAACGACAUGGUGCUCGACCUCAGCCGCUGGCUCGAGAUGCUCGGCUCGGAUCUCGACUACGACUAUCCGACGGUACCGCAGCCGCGCGGCAACUCGUUCAUCCGCCACUCGCGCGCGCGCGUGCUCGGCGGCUGCUCGUCGCACAACACGCUCAUCUCCUUCCGUCCCUUCAACGCCGACCUGGACGACUGGAGCAACAACUACGGCUGCCCCUCGUGGAACGCCAGCAACGUUCAGCCGUACGGCGACCGCCUCAAGAUGAACAUCGUGCCGGUUGCGCCGCAGCAGCGCAACCAGGUGGCGCGCGAUUGGGUGCUCGCCUCGUCGCGCGCUACGGGCGCGCCAGUGCUCGAGGAUCUCAACGCGCACAUUGUGCACCGCGGCGGAUUCCAGAAGGCGGUGGGCUUCUUUGAUAUUGCCUACGACCCGUACUCGGGCCAGAGGAGCAGCGCUUCCGUCGCCUACCUCCACCCGAUCAUGCCGCACGGUCCGUACAAGCGCCACAACCUGCACCUCUUCCUCGAGACGUGGGCCAACCAGCUCGAGUACGCCGCCAACGACUCGAGCAAGGUCACGGGCGUCAAGGUCACCACCAAGCACGGUCUGUCCAAGACGCUCACUGCGCGCCGCGAGGUCAUCCUGUGCGCAGGUGCGAUCGACACCCCGCGUCUGCUGCUGCACUCGGGUAUUGGUCCGCGCAAGGACCUCGAGGCGCUUGGACUGCCGUGCAAGCACGAUGUGCCCGGCGUGGGCGAGAACCUCACCGACCAUCCCGAGUCGAUCGUCAUGUGGGAGACGCGCGACACCCCGCCCGAGACGGUCAUGUCUUCGGAUGCCGGUCUCUUCCUGCGCGUGCUGCCGCAGGAUGCCGAGCCCAACGCGCACCCGGGACCGGAUCUCAUGUUCCACAUCUAUCAGGUGCCGUUUGCGGACAACACGGAGCGCGUCGGAUACGAACGUCCCAAACACGCCAUCUGCAUGACGCCCAACAUCUGCCGCUCCCAAGCGCGCGGCAAGGUCUCUCUCGCCUCGGCCAACCCCAAGGACAAACCCCUGCUUGACUUCAAGUACUUUGAGGACAAGGACAACUACGACGAGCGCAUCCUCAUCGAGGGCGUCAAAUGGGCGCGCAAGAUCGCCGAGCAGUCGCCGUUCAAGGAGCACCUCGUCAAGGAGAUCGCCCCUGGCCCCAAGAUCACCAACGACAAGGACAUUGGUGAAUACGCCAGGAAGGUGGCGCAUACCGUCUACCACCCGGCAGGAACGUGCAGGAUGGGAACCCCGGCGCCCAUGCACGGCGGAAAGGGCAAGGACAACUCGGUGGUCGUCGACGAGAAGGACCUUAGGAUCGUCGGUCUCAACGGCGUCAGGGUGUGCGAUGCAAGUGUGCUCCCUACCCUGCCCACCAUCAACCCCAUGCUCACCAUCCUCAUGGUCGCAGAGCGUGCCGCCGAGAUCAUCCGUGACGACGCCUGGCACAACGGCCUCCGCAAGGGCUACUGA